Messenger RNA from Panicum virgatum (switchgrass), 1615 nucleotides. RefSeq lists its product as uncharacterized. The record is from RefSeq and is a predicted model, not a curated record. The transcript is spliced from 2 exons. Lineage: Eukaryota; Viridiplantae; Streptophyta; Magnoliopsida; Poales; Poaceae. Bases 159 to 992 code for a protein of 277 amino acids.
CGCGCCUCCUCCCUCCCAUCCCAUUCAUUACUCGCGCCGCGCCGCGACGCCGACACCUCCUGCCUCGCGCUCGGCUCGGUUGGGGUCGGUCCUCCACACCACCACCUUCCUCCUCCCAGCCGCCCAGCCCAGCGCAGCACAGCAUCCAGCCCGCCCCCAUGUCGUCCGCCUACGCCUCGCGGCACCGCGGCAGCGGCAUGUCCACCACGACGGUGCUCGCGGCCAAGGUGGCGUUCGCGUCCGCCGCGCUGGCCGCGGCCGCGUCCUUCGCGCGCCUCGCCGUCCCGCAGCUCGUCUCCGUCGCCGGCGCCGUGAUCCCGCGCGCGUGGACCGUCGCGCGCUUCUGGCUCGUCCCGCCCUACCUCUUCGUCACCGUGCACCUCAUCAUCCUCGUCAUCUGGAAGCUCUCCGACCACAAGCACUUCCACCAAGCCCAGGCGCCGCACCACAAGGACCCCUGGCCGGUCUCGCAGCACCACGCGCCGCACCCGGCGCCGGCCGCUGUACCGUCCUCCGAUUCCGACGUGGCUGCCCCCGCCGCCGCCGUCAAGGCCAAGGAGGAGUUCGACUUCUCGGCCGGGUACGGCGAGCCCCUGGAGCGCGAGUUCUCCCCGGACUCCGGCGGCUGCGAGUCCUGCGUCACCACGGAGUCCGACGAGGACGCCACAUCCUCCCCAUCCUACGUCACGGACGUGAGGCGCAGCCGAGCGCCGGCGCACCAACACGCGGUUCUUGAACGGGAACCGUCGCUGCCGUCACAGACCCUGGACUGCGACGGCGACGACGACCUGGACGCCACGUGGAAGGCCAUCAUGCAGAAGACGCGCCCGGCUGCUGCCGCGGCGCCGGCGCCGGCGCCUCCCCCUCCCGCGCAGCAAUCGCCGCAGCGGCCGCCGCCGAGGGCGCGGGACCCGUCGGUCGGCGCGGAGGAGAUGAACCGGCGGUUCGACGACUUCAUCAAGAAGAACCGCAACUCCUUCGGCCGGCAAUAGGCGCCCUCCGAUCCGACCCAGCCUCCCCGCCGCAGCCGUCCGAUACGUACAUAGACACAUGCAUCUUUGGUUUUUGAUCUUGGUGUGCCGCCGAAGAGAUCGCCGGAGUGGAGGGAGGCGGGUCAAUCGAGCAAGGCGCCAUGCUUAGGUUGAGAAGGUUCUGGAUGGAGGUGCUCGCUGUUGGGAGUAGCUAGAGAUGACCUUAAUGUGCUGAAAUGAUGGUUUGAGUUGGUACCUGGCUGUUAGGUUCUCCUUUUCAGUCGUUGCCCUUGCUAGCCUGGCAUUUGUUCUUAGCUUUUUCCCAUUUUUCCUUUUUUUCUACAGCUCUUUUACUGAUUAUAACAGUGCUAAUUGUGAAAGUUCAUAUAUGGGGCUAAUACUGGUGAAGUAGUGGGUGUGCCUGUGAUUAUAUAUGAACUGUUGCUACCACAUGGCGUGUGUGUUUGUCUGUGUGGAGUAGAGACAUCCACAUGUCAAUAACCACUGCCUUUGCUCCAUGAUUCUUUCUUAUUUUCAUGGAGAUGCCUCCUAUGUUUCUACAGUGUGUUAUAUAUAGCCACUGUUUGUCUGAAGUGAACAGUCAGCAAACCUUGAAAGAAAAGCUUAGAUGCAUGUUCUGCUGU